Messenger RNA from Dentiscutata erythropus, 906 nucleotides. The record is from the annotation of a GenBank genome assembly. Lineage: Eukaryota; Fungi; Glomeromycota; Glomeromycetes; Diversisporales; Gigasporaceae.
AUGGUAAUAGAUUUGACAGUUGACGUACUUGACGCAGCCGGUGAAGGUCUACAUUUGACCGAUGAACUAAAAUUAUUUCAGACAAUAUUUGAAGUCAGAGAAGCACAUCAUCUUGGCUAUCAGUCAGAAAAUGAAAUUGCACUAGAUGUAAAGAAGAUGAUGGUUGAUGCUGCCGCAAAAGUCAUCGAUACAUUUGAUCCAAAUUCUAACGUCGUCGAUGAUCAAAAGAGUGCAUGUAGGAUUUUUGGAACUUUGGAAGUUAAUAAAGUCACAGGAAAUUUGCAUAUUACAGCAUUUGGUCAUGGAUAUAGUGGAUACGGUAGACCUGUUGCCGAUAAUAGCUCAUUGAACUUUACGCAUCGAAUUGAUGAAUUUUCAUUUGGAACACUGUAUCCGCAACUCAUAAACCCAUUGGACAAUAGCAUUGAGUUAGCUGAAGCACAUGUCGAGGCUUUUCAAUAUUUUUUAUCAGUUGUCCCAACAACGUAUAUAGACAAUUUCAAUAGAGUUUUAUUAACAAAUCAAUAUGCAGUUACGGACUACACUAGAAUAAUCGAUGGUUCAAGACAGCCUGGUGUCCCAGGUAUUUUCUUCAAGUAUGACAUAGAACCAAUUUCAGUUCGCAUAACAGAGAGGUCUACAACAUUCGUAAAAUUCUUGACGCGUCUUUGUGGAUUGGUAGGUGGUGUUUGGGUAACAGCCGGAUUUGUUUUAAGGUUUGCAAAUUGGAUUUGGAUGUUAUUGGAUCAAACUAUUGGAAAUGGGGUCAGUUUAACACGUAGACCAAAUAUAGAUAGUAGUAAUGUGAAUGGUAUGCUACAUAAUGGUGGUGUUCGAUAUAAUUACAAUGAUAGUGGAUUGCAUAGAGGUGUUAAUAUCAAUUUACAAAAGGUUGCCAGUGAUUAA